Molecule: messenger RNA, 1475 nt
Organism: Arvicola amphibius (Eurasian water vole)
Lineage: Eukaryota; Metazoa; Chordata; Mammalia; Rodentia; Cricetidae
Gene: C4H17orf100
Product: chromosome 4 C17orf100 homolog
Exons: 3
Coding region: 134-529 (131 amino acids)
Source: RefSeq, a predicted model, not a curated record
CCAAGUGGCUUACGUAUCCUUCAGCCUACGCUGACGUUUCACAGUACCCUGACGUCACCUUUCCCUGUAUGACGUGAUGCAGAGCCUGAGCCAUAGGCCUCUUUGUUCCUCCUGACCUGGGUGUACCGGCAGGAUGGCCUCGCCCCUUAGGGGCAAGUCCUCCGCCCCGCGAGUGGAAAGCACCCGCCACAAGGAGACUGUCCUCGUGGAGACGUCGUCCCACCGCGAGGAAACAUCAUCCCAUCGCGUGGAGACGUCCUCCCGGCAGGUUCGAACGUCUUCCCGGCAGGUGGAGACGUCUCUGCGCCACCGAGAGGGGCCCUCCCUCACCCACUCCACGAAGCGACUCCCCGGAUUCCUCGAGGUGUCCUCCCAGCACGUGGAAACCUCCUCGCAGUGCACAGAAACGUCUUCCAGCCACGUCAGGGCGUCGUCAUCCAUGCGGGUGGAGACGACUGUGCACCGCGUAGAAAGCCCAGCCAGGCGGGACAAGAAAGCUGCUCGCCAGAGUGCCAAAAUGGCCCGAUGAAGUCAUGCCCAAGGGCCCUGGCCCUUAGCCAGGACUGAAGGGCUUCCAAUUGCCUGCCAGCCAGCUUCCAGGAGAGCCAAGCAUCUUUGGUUUCAUGGAAUCAGCCCAUAAAUCAAUGUAAGAAACAGGCUGUGGUUUCGGGCGCUGCCAACAUGUAUUGACAUUGCAGCACCUUAGACCACCCUGCUAUUGACCCAGAGUAUUAACUUGAAGCCAGCACAGAAGGGUUUCAGACUUGCGGUACUGUAUAUACCCGGCCGAUGGACAUAGAGGCUCUUAUGAGUCUCUGCACCAGGACAGAAGACUGCAAACGACCCUGAUUAAGCAGGACUCCUUUAGUAUCUGGAAGACUGGCUGAAUGUGACCUGGAAAAGCCAGACACCUGACUUCUAUCUAGAUCACUGAUGCUCCGGGAAAGGCACAGGAUCCUGGUAGAUUCUCUGUUGUCCGUCUCUUAAAAGAAAUUUUUAUCUAGGUUUCUUCCUCCACAUUCCACUUAUUCAUGUUUCAAAGCUGGAAUGGAAAGAGAGAUACAUAGAGCAAGAAGGUGCCAAAGAAGUAAUAGAUAAGUCCAUAUUUGCCAUAAUACUAUAUUAUACAUUCCACAACUUCAAAAUGACACUGUGUGCUGAAGGUAAUUGUUAAUGUACCUGUUGUACUUUGUAAAUGCGUGUUAGCAUUAGGCCAUGCUGUGUGUCGUCUUCACAUUGUUCUCUACAGGAAAUAGUGCUGCUGUACCUGGCACAUGUCAUACAACGUUAAAGACAACAAGUGCAACAAUAAUGAACGAAGAGCAGUAGUCUCCAUUUGCAAUCAAGAAAGCCUUUGGUGGCACAAUCUAAAAACUGGGUUUAUUAUGCUAGGUAAUAGUUGUAUACAACUUGCCUUCAGUUGUACCAGUCAGGUUAGUUUGAAAAACUAAAUAAAUGCAUAUUCUUGGAAAGAA